Arabidopsis thaliana (thale cress) is the source of this 1527-nucleotide messenger RNA. It is a transcript of the gene MYB70, whose product is annotated as myb domain protein 70. Lineage: Eukaryota; Viridiplantae; Streptophyta; Magnoliopsida; Brassicales; Brassicaceae. Gene Ontology annotation, molecular function: DNA binding. The transcript has a single exon. Gene Ontology annotation, biological process: regulation of transcription by RNA polymerase II; regulation of DNA-templated transcription; DNA-templated transcription. The record is from RefSeq and is marked reviewed. The coding region runs from base 209 to 1138 and encodes 309 amino acids. Gene Ontology annotation, cellular component: nucleus.
GAAAAAAUUAAGUUGUUGUUAACUAACGAUAAAAAAUUACCGGUAGAACCGGUGACCUCUCUAACCAUCACACCUCGUAUAAAUACUCUCUCCUCUUCAUACUUAUCCUCUCAACAAAAAUCGUUUCGUUCUUUUCCAAAAUCCCCAAACAAUAGAAACGCGUUUUAAACGAUUUGAUUAGUUUUAAAUUAAAAAGAAGAUCCGAGCGAUGUCUGGUUCGACCCGGAAAGAAAUGGAUCGGAUCAAAGGACCAUGGAGUCCUGAAGAAGACGAUCUGUUACAAUCGUUGGUUCAGAAGCACGGACCAAGGAACUGGUCUCUGAUAAGCAAAUCAAUCCCUGGACGUUCCGGUAAAUCUUGCCGUCUCCGUUGGUGUAAUCAGCUUUCUCCGGAGGUAGAGCACCGUGGAUUCACGGCGGAGGAAGAUGAUACGAUUAUACUAGCGCACGCUCGGUUUGGUAACAAGUGGGCGACGAUUGCACGGCUUCUCAAUGGUCGCACUGAUAACGCGAUUAAGAAUCACUGGAACUCAACGCUGAAGCGGAAAUGUAGCGGCGGAGGCGGCGGAGGAGAGGAAGGGCAGAGUUGUGAUUUCGGUGGUAAUGGAGGGUAUGAUGGUAAUUUAACUGAUGAAAAACCGUUAAAACGGAGGGCGAGUGGUGGAGGAGGAGUUGUUGUGGUGACGGCGUUAAGUCCAACGGGAUCUGACGUCAGCGAGCAAUCGCAAUCUAGUGGAUCUGUUUUACCGGUUUCUUCUUCUUGUCAUGUUUUUAAACCGACGGCGAGAGCUGGUGGAGUGGUGAUUGAGUCAUCAUCGCCGGAGGAGGAGGAGAAAGAUCCGAUGACUUGUUUGAGGUUGUCUUUGCCUUGGGUCAAUGAGUCAACAACUCCACCGGAGUUGUUUCCGGUGAAGAGAGAAGAAGAAGAAGAGAAGGAAAGAGAGAUUUCUGGACUUGGUGGAGAUUUUAUGACGGUGGUGCAGGAGAUGAUUAAGACGGAGGUUAGGAGUUACAUGGCGGAUUUACAGCUAGGAAACGGCGGAGGAGCUGGAGGAGGAGCAAGUUCGUGUAUGGUGCAAGGAACUAAUGGUCGUAAUGUAGGGUUUAGAGAGUUUAUUGGAUUAGGUAGGAUCGAGUAGUGAGUGAGAAAAGAGAAGAAUUGUGUAGCAAAUGCAGAGAAAGAGCCAAUUUCAUGAUUUGAGAUUUGAUUCAUUCGAAAAAAAAACUGAAUAAAUGUAUUGAUUUUGAUCAUGACAUGUCUUAGAUUUAAUGAAAUUGGUCUAUAAAAGGGUUGAUGAGGCUGGUCCUCGAGGUGAAUCAAUGUUACCUUUUGAUAAAGUGAAAGAAGAGCAUGAACAAAGUCAUUUCCAUACAAAGAGGAGUUUACAGCAUUCUUGAUCUCUCUAGACUGGUCUUGCGAUUCGAAGAGUGAAGUAAUGAAUUCUACUGAACCAAGUGACGAUUUCCGUAGUUUGUUACCUUCGGUUACCGACUAUAGCAUCGCAGUAAAGGUUAUAGUGUGAGAGAC